This is a messenger RNA of Oikopleura dioica, 510 nucleotides long. Lineage: Eukaryota; Metazoa; Chordata; Appendicularia; Copelata; Oikopleuridae. The record is from the annotation of a GenBank genome assembly.
AUGAGCAACGGACAAAUUAACAAAUGGUUCAUGUCGAAGCGGAAGAAUAUGCGAAAAGCAAAGAUCGAGACGAAAAUCACGCUAGAAAUGCUUCAGAAAAACGUCGGAUCCUUUUGGCCUGAGAAGAAAAACCAAGAAGAAGCUUCCAAAGUCAUCGAAAAACUCAUCCUUCAAAUGCAGGCUCUUCCUCCACGACUUUCCCGAAAGAAAUUAACGGUCGCAGAAAAACCCAUUCGUCCGGAGAUCUCGAAAACAAUCCGUCAAGACUUCCAGGCACUGAAGGAUGAUGAUCAAUCACCCGAGAAAGCGCUCGACAUUUGUGACGACUUCAUCGCUGAAACAGACGACCAGAACGAAUUGCCAUCUUACACCCUUCUCAGCGAAGAUGAAGGCCCUGAAAUUUGCCUUCCGAUGUACUACCAAAAUGCGAUCGAGUUUAUCAACAAACAACGAGUCUAUUAUUCCUCUGACAACACCUUCGAACUGCUCUGGUCUCUCAACUGCCAAUAA